UUCCAGUGCUGCCCUGAAAGUGGGGACGAAAGGAAGAAUAUCGAGGAGAAAAGUAACAUAAACAUGGCAGCUCUUGUUGGAGGUGAACAAGUCAUCGAAUGUACGGAUAAUGAUGAUCUCUCUUCAUAUGUGUCUACCUUCAUAGAAAAGGAAGUUGGAAAUGACCUUAAGUCAUUAAAGAAACUUGAUAAACUUAUAGAACAGAUGACAGAAAGUAAUAUGCAGCUGGAGGAACAGGUACUUAAAAUUUCAUCAGAAAUCCCUAAAAAAAUUCAGAGUGCCUUGAAAAAUGCAGAAGAAUCAAAGCAAUCCCUUAAUCAGCUUCUGGAGCAAGAAUCACGUCUCUCCGAUGCCAUUAACAGCCACUUACUGACCGCCCAGCCCUGGAUGGAUGAUCUUGGGACCAUGAUUAACCAGAUUGAAGAGAUUGAGCGGCAUCUCGCUUACCUAAAGUGGAUCUCACAAAUUGAAGAACUAAGUGACAACAUUCAACAAUACCUAAUGACCAAUAAUGUCCCAGAGGCAGCCUCUACUCUGGUGUCAAUGGCAGAACUUGACAUCAAACUUCAGGAAUCAUCCUGCACUCAUCUUCUUGGUUUCAUGAGAGCCACUGUUAAAUUCUGGCAUAAAAUUCUCAAGGAUAAGCUUACAAGUGAUUUUGAGGAAAUAUUAGCACAGCUCCAUUGGCCAUUCAUUGGACCUCCUCAGUCUCAAACUGUUGGCUCAAAUCGUCCAUCCAGUGCUCCUGAGAUAUACACUAACCUGGAGACAUUAUUUUGUCAGCUUCUGAAACUACAAACCUCAGAUGAAUUACUUACUGAACAAAAACAGCUCCCUGAAAAGUACUCUCUGCCUGCAUCCUCUCCUGUCAUCUUGCCCAUCCAGGUCAUGCUGACGCCCCUUCAGAAGCGGUUCAGGUACCACUUCCGAGGGAACCGACAGACGAAUGUUAUAAGCAAGCCUGAAUGGUACCUGGCUCAAGUACUUAUGUGGAUUGCAAACCACACUCAGUUUCUGGAUGAAAAGAUUCAGCCGAUAUUAGACAAAGCUGGCUCUUCAAUAAAUGCAAGGCUUGAAUUUUCUCGAGGCCUUAUGAUGCUGAUUCUUGAGAAGUUAGGUACUGAUAUUCCUUGCCUGCUCUAUGAUGAUAAUCUCUUCUGUCAUUUGGUGGAUGAGGUGCUGUUGUUUGAAAGGGAGCUACACAGCGUUCACGGCUAUCCUGCUACUUAUGCUAACUGUAUGCAUAUUCUCUCAGAGGAGACUUGUUUUCAGAGAUGGUUAACGGUAGAGAGAAAAUUUGCUCUUCAAAAAAUGGACUCAAUGCUUUCAUCAGAAGCUGCCUGGGUAUCCCAAUAUAAAGAUAUCACAGAUGUGGAUGAAAUGAAAGUUCCAGACUGCGCAGAAACUUUUAUGACUCUGCUCUUGGUUAUAACUGACAGGUAUAAAAACCUUCCCACAGCUUCCCGAAAGCUGCAGUUCUUGGAAUUGCAGAAGGACUUGGUUGAUGAUUUUAGGAUCCGAUUAACUCAAGUGAUGAAAGAAGAGACCAGAGCUUCCCUUGGCUUUCGGUACUGUGCGAUUCUGAAUGCUGUUAACUACAUCUCCACUGUAUUAGCAGACUGGGCUGACAAUGUUUUUUUUCUACAACUUCAACAGGCAGCACUGGAGGUCUUUGCAGAGAAUAAUACCCUCAGUCAAUUGCAGUUGGGACAGCUGGCCUCAAUGGAAAGCUCGGUCUUUGAUGACAUGAUUAACCUCUUAGAGCGUUUAAAACAUGAUAUGUUGACCCGUCAAGUUGACCAUGUUUUUAGGGAAGUUAAAGACGCUGCAAAAUUGUAUAAAAAAGAAAGGUGGCUGUCUUUGCCGGCUCAGUCAGAGCAGGCCGUAAUGUCCCUGUCCAGUUCGGCCUGCCCUUUAUUGCUUACUUUACGGGACCGGUUACUUCAGCUCGAGCAGCAGCUUUGCUUCUCCUUAUUUAAAAUUUUCUGGCAAAUGCUUGUAGAGAAGCUGGACAUGUACAUCUACCAAGAAAUCAUCCUUGCUAAUCACUUCAAUGAAGGAGGAGCGGCUCAGUUGCAGUUUGAUAUGACUCGGAAUCUUUUCCCUUUGUUUUCCCACUAUUGCAAGAGGCCAGAAAAUUAUUUUAAGCAUGUCAAAGAAGCCUGUAUUGCCUUGAAUUUGAAUAUUGGUUCUGCCCUUCUUCUGAAAGAUGUCCUACAGUCAGCUCCUGAGCAACCUCCUGCCACAGCAGCACUGAAUGAACUUGGAAUUUAUAAACUAGCUCAACAAGAUGUGGAGAUUCUACUUAAUUUGAGAACAAACUGGCCAAAUACUGGAAAAUAAUGCCAUCCAUCAUAAUAAAAACUUCUUAGGAUUUUCUUUUAAACAAAGAGGAUGCCAACUGGAUUUCAAGUUAUGCGGUGAUAUUAUAAUGAAACUGGACAACUGAAAAUUCUACGGAAUCAUUCAUGGACUUUUAGGUGUUAUUAAAAUGCUGGCCAUCCUUCUUUAUACCUCUUUUCCCUAUGGAAAACAAACACAAAAAAACACAAUUUAGAAACCAUGCAAACACAGUCAUUUUGUUUAUACAUAUGAAUGGCAGUCUGUCAUGAAAAUAUAAGAGCAGAGCUAGUAAAUUAUGAUUGACUCUUAGUAUCCUACACUAAUUAAGGGAGAUUGCUGUGGAUAAUCAAACAUAGCAAAUACAUUUUUCUUUUU
Messenger RNA from Elephantulus edwardii (Cape elephant shrew), 2718 nucleotides. It is a transcript of the gene RINT1, whose product is annotated as RAD50 interactor 1. Gene Ontology annotation, biological process: endoplasmic reticulum to Golgi vesicle-mediated transport; regulation of ER to Golgi vesicle-mediated transport; retrograde vesicle-mediated transport, Golgi to endoplasmic reticulum. The coding region runs from base 64 to 2343 and encodes 759 amino acids. The transcript has 14 exons. NCBI's taxonomy places the organism in Eukaryota, Metazoa, Chordata, Mammalia, Macroscelidea, Macroscelididae. The record is from RefSeq and is a predicted model, not a curated record. Gene Ontology annotation, cellular component: Dsl1/NZR complex.